This is a messenger RNA of Solanum dulcamara, 1897 nucleotides long. Its product is annotated as ABSCISIC ACID-INSENSITIVE 5-like protein 2. The record is from RefSeq and is a predicted model, not a curated record. Gene Ontology annotation, cellular component: nucleus. The transcript is spliced from 3 exons. Gene Ontology annotation, molecular function: DNA-binding transcription factor activity. Lineage: Eukaryota; Viridiplantae; Streptophyta; Magnoliopsida; Solanales; Solanaceae. The coding region runs from base 623 to 1561 and encodes 312 amino acids. Gene Ontology annotation, biological process: positive regulation of DNA-templated transcription.
AUUUUGGGUCUACUUUUGUAUUGAAUAUUAAUAUUAUAAAUAGUACUCUCUGUAUCUGUUUUCUCCAGAGAUUGAGUUUCAGUUUCUGGGUUAUAGGUGAAUGUUGCUGCAUGCAAGCUAAUGGAUUCUGACUGAUUCUUCCAUUUCUCAGUUUACUGGUGUGAUUUUCUCCACCAUUGAUCUGUUUCUCCUUUCCCCUUUUUUUAUAUGUUGCCAUUUCUCUGAAUCUUGUUGCAUGGCUUUUAUGAUUCUUUUUCGUUUUUGCUCUUUUCUGUUUUGUGUGGGGUUCUCGUAGAACAAAUGUGAAUCAUUGGGCUUUGAACAUUUUCAAGAUUAGAACUUUUCUUCUUUUCUGUGGUUAAUAAAAUAAAGGGGUUUGAAAUUGAUUUCUGGAAUGGCUGAUGUUGCUAGUUGUGAAUCACAGGGCCUUGCACCUUUUCAAGAUUAGGACUUUAGUUUUCUGUGUGGUGAAUAAAAGGGUUUUCUGGAUUGGUUGAUUGGGUUUUGUGCAUUUCAAGAUUAGGACUUUAGUUUUUGGUGUGGUGGAAUUAAGGGUUUGGGAGCUGAUAUCUGUAUUGGUUUGAUUGAUCAGUUGAUAACGUGGGCUUAUAGAUAGUGGUGAAUGGGAUCUCAGGGAGGUGAAGCAAAGGCAAAUGCUUUGGCUAGGGAAGGAUCACUCUACAGCCUCACUCUUGAUGAAGUUCGGAAUCAAUUGGGGAAUUGUGGGAAACCACUCAAUAGCAUGAAUCUCGAUGAGUUUAUUAAAACUGUAUGGACUAUUGAGGCUAAUCAAGAAGUGGUUGGGGGAAAUGAUUAUGGGGCAGUGCAGCACGGGGCUUCUCAGCAUCGUCCAUCGAGCAUUACAAUGUCCAGGGAUCUCAGCAAGAAGACUGUCGAUGAGGUGUGGCAAGAUAUUCAGCAGGGGGUAAAAGUAGAUAAUGUUGGUAAGAGAAGCCAGGAGAGGCAACUUACUUUAGGUGAGAUAACUCUGGAGGAUUUCUUGGUUAAGGCUGGAGUGAUUGCAGAGUCGACCCAAGGCAAGAGAAUUUCGGGUUUAGUAUUAGGGGUUGAUUCAAUGUCAUUGACACAGCAAGCUCAGUGGCCACACUAUCAAAUCCCCGCAAUGCAGCAGGUACCAGAACAGCAGAAUGUACUACCAGUCUUUAUGCCAGGCCAUCCAAUUCAACAGCCUUUACCUGUUGUUGCUAACCCAAUUACGGAUGCAACUUAUCCUGAAACUCAGGUGGCAAUGUCUCCAGCACAUAUAAUGGGAACAUUAUCAGACACACAAACAGCUGGAAGAAAGCGAGUAGCUCCAGAUGGUGUGGCUGAAAAUAGUGUAGAAAGGAGGCAGAAGAGGAUGAUUAAAAAUAGGGAAUCCGCAGCUCGGUCACGAGCAAGAAAGCAGGCUUACACCCAUGAACUAGAGAACAAGGUUUCAUGGCUUGAAGAGGAGAAUGAAAGACUUAAGAGACAGAAGGAGAUCGAUAGUAUUUUACCAAGUGUUCCACCUCCAGAGCCUAAGUAUCAGCUCCGCAGAACAAGUUCAGGUCCUAUCUGAAUGGUGUUUUUUAAUGUCAUUGAAAAUUUCACCAGCUAGUAGUGCUUCUUUCUCAACAUCCUUGUUCAGGAGAAUGCCUUCGUAACUUCUUCGAGUGAUUCCCAGUGGAUGUCUACUCCCCCCGGAUAGUAGUAUAACCCUGUAUGUAACGCUAAUAGUUUGGACAUUGAGAACAUGGUUUUGGUAGUUUUUUUUCAUAGUUAGCGAUGUGUCUAGAAUAUGAGGACAUAUAUAGUUGAGAGUCAUCAUUUAGUAGAUACAAAGGCCACAAAACAGCCUGAACUCAGUCUCUGUUUUAGAAUCAAGUGACUCAUUUUCUUCUCUCCCCAUUUCUUC